UCUACAAUUUACAAGUGUUGGUCAUAGAAUAGAAUUAGAAGACUCGGACGAACUUUCACAUUUUCAACUACAAACGGCAACGACUAUGAUGGAGUCCAAGAAAUUACCGGCUCAUAAUAGUCUCUUCGCCCUCAAUCUUUCCUCUGAUUUUCAUUCAAUCUUUCCUCUGUUUUUUCGUUCAAUCAUUCGUUCUUCUUGUUCGCCUAAACCAAGUUAGUGAUGAUGAGGUCCUGGAACCCUGCUUAUCCUCCAAAGGAUGCCAUACCAUGGUGUCGAGAGGCCAAGCCCUUCUGUACUUCAGUCAAAGUAAUUGGGAUUUCAGCAGCUUGCUUGGUGGGAUUCUUUGUUUUGUAUUCAGCAAUGGAAAACAAGCCUUUCUAUGGCCAGAGGACGAGCGACUCGGGACCUUGGAGAAAAGAUGUUGAUUUCGAUGAUAUUAUAAGGCGGACCAGGGAAAUGGGAGAAUAUUUUGCCCAGCCAGUCCAGGAACCAAAGGACAAGCUUCUUGGUGGCCUUCUCCCGGAAGGAUUAGAUGUAAAUUCAUGUGUAAGUAGGUAUCAGUCAGCCUUGUACAGAAAGGAACAGAAACACCAGCCUUCUUCCCAUCUGGUCUCCAGGUUGAGAAAAUAUGAAGCCCUGCAUAAACAAUGUGGACCAUUUACAGAGUCCUACAACAGAAGCUUGGAAUAUCUUAAGUCAGGAAGCCACAGCCAAUACACAAAUUCCACAGGUUGCAAGUACGUUAUAUGGACUCACCCAAUCCAUGGUUUAGGAAACAGAAUACUUAGUUUGGCAUCUGCUUUUCUUUAUGCUCUCCUAACAAAUAGAGUCCUACUUGUUGAUCCAGAAAGUGAAGUUCCUGAUCUUUUUUGCGAACCAUUUGAGGUUUCUUGGUUACUUCCCUCUGAUUUCCCUCUAAUUGGCAACUUCAGUGGCUUUGAUAAAAACUCUCCUCAGAGUUUUGGAACACUGCUGAAAAAUAUUAGUCGUGGUAGUUCGAAUUCAUCUUCCCUUCCACCCUAUAUCUAUCUCCAUCUACUCCAUGACUAUGAUGAUGAUAACAAGCGUUUCUUUUGCAAUCAAGAUCAACCUGUCGUCCAGAAUGUGACUUGGCUGAUUGCCAAAUCAAACGUGUAUUUUGCACCAGCUCUUUUUUCAGUUUCAACUUUUCAGCAAGAAAUUAGCAGUCUCUUUCCAGAUUUAGGAACUGUGUUCCAUCACUUGGGCCGUUAUCUCUUCCAUCCCACAAACUUUGUUUGGGGGCUUAUCACCACGUAUUACGACACUAACUUAGCUAGAGCAGAUGAAAGGAUAGGCAUCCAAAUACGAGUAUUUGAGAAAGAUCCUGAGCUUAAAUUGUUAGAUCAGAUUAUGGCGUGUGCAGCGAAGGAAAAUCUACUGCCACUAGUCAAUGGGACGGAACCUGUUGCCAGCCAGUCUGGUAAGCUUAAGACUAAAGCUGUUUUGAUAGCUUCUUUAGAAUAUGGCUACUUUAAGGCAAUGAGAAGCAUGUACUGGAAACAUUCCACGGUCACAGGAGAAGUGAUUGAAGUACACCAGCCAAGUCAUGAAAAACAUCAGUACAAUGAGAAAAAGAUGCACAAUAUAAAAGCAUGGGCAGAAAUGUAUCUAUUGAGCUUGACUGAUAAUCUGGUGACAAGCGCAGAUUCGACUUUUGGUUAUGUAGCUCAUAGUCUUGGAGGUUUGAAGCCGUGGAUCCUUUACAAGCCUGAGAAUCACGUAGCCCCUGAUCCACCAUGUAGGCGUGCUGUGUCAAAGGAACCAUGUAUGCAUGCCCCUCCGUAUUAUGAUUGCAUAACAAAACAAUGGACUGGCCCGGGUGCUAAACUUGAUCCUCACGUACAGCAUUGCGAUGACAAGUGGUAUGGUAUUAAAUUUAUUGACAGAGAAGAGAACUUGUGACCUUUUUUUACAAUUCAUGAAAAAAUAGAAUCAGAUUAUAAUCUCUCUUGAGCACCUCACGUCGUGCUGUGAUCUAGUCGAAAUUUAGUUUCUUCUUCUAUCAUGGAUUGGCUGAAGACCAUUUUACUACUCAAUUUUGCUACAGGGCUUCAUACACAGUCGUUUCAGUUUAACAAUUAAAACUAGGAAUUAGUGACAUUAAUUGGCCUCAGUAUUGCUACUGUAGGUCCUGUAAAUCAGUAAAGGCUGUAAUUUUGGAGAAGGCAUGAUAAUUUCAUUAGAAAUUUGCGACGUUUCUUGAUACGUGAUAGGGGAAUUUUGCAGAAGCUAUUGUAUUGUGCAUGCUUUGACAAUGCUAUUCCUUUUUUGUGCUU
This is a messenger RNA of Coffea arabica (coffee), 2297 nucleotides long. Its product is annotated as galactoside 2-alpha-L-fucosyltransferase. The record is from RefSeq and is a predicted model, not a curated record. Gene Ontology annotation, biological process: xyloglucan biosynthetic process; cell wall biogenesis. Gene Ontology annotation, cellular component: Golgi apparatus; membrane. NCBI's taxonomy places the organism in Eukaryota, Viridiplantae, Streptophyta, Magnoliopsida, Gentianales, Rubiaceae. Gene Ontology annotation, molecular function: galactoside 2-alpha-L-fucosyltransferase activity.